Messenger RNA from Nematocida ausubeli, 1452 nucleotides. RefSeq lists its product as uncharacterized. The transcript has a single exon. Gene Ontology annotation, molecular function: phosphatidylinositol N-acetylglucosaminyltransferase activity. The record is from RefSeq and is a predicted model, not a curated record. Gene Ontology annotation, cellular component: glycosylphosphatidylinositol-N-acetylglucosaminyltransferase (GPI-GnT) complex. Lineage: Eukaryota; Fungi; Microsporidia. The coding region runs from base 1 to 1452 and encodes 483 amino acids. Gene Ontology annotation, biological process: GPI anchor biosynthetic process.
AUGAAGAUUGCAAUGAUCAGUGAUUUCUUUGCGCCUCGUCUGGGGGGUGUUGAGAAUCAUAUACUGAACUUAAGCAAGGAGUUGCAUAAGCUAGGGCACACAAUCAUUAUUAUAACGAAUUCCACAUCCGAUGUCUGCGGGAUACAUUAUGUAAGCGGAUUUAAGACGUACUACUUGAAUUUGUUCUCUUUGUUCAGUGGGAGUAUUUUUCCUACAAUUAUAUGCAGUGCUGGCCCUAUUGUAAGCAUACUCCUGGAAGAGAAGGUGGAUAUAGUGCACGGCCACCAAUGCAGCACACUUCCCAUUGAAGGCAUCCUGCACAGCAAAAUACUCGGAAUUCCCACGUGCUUCACAAACCACUCUCUUGUAAAAGUACAGUCACUUGGUGGAAUAGUCACUGAGACCAUGUUCCAAUUAGGAGUCAGAACUGCCGACAGAAUUAUAUGUGUCUCUGAGGCCUCAAAGGAAAACACAGCAGAGAGACUUGAUAUAAGCAGGAACAGAAUCACAGUUAUCCCGAAUGCAGUUACAGAAGAGUUCAAGCCAAAUGAGAUACAGGAAGAUGCAGACACCUACAGAAGAAGUAACCAUAAAAAAUGCAUGGAAAAGAAAGAGUGCACAGAAGAGGAAAUAGCGCAGGAGAAUAAUGUAAAUGUGCAGUGCCCAAUGAAGGAUGCUAUAAGCAGCCAGUAUGAUCUGGAUAAGUUUCACAGAAUAAUUCAAAUACGAAAGGAAUGUGGUUGGGUCUCUGGGGAGAUAGUUAUUGCAGUGGUGAGUCGGCUCACUCGCAGAAAAGGCGCUGACCUGCUGGCUUCCCUUCUUCCGUCCAUCUGCAAGAUAGAUGACCGCGUGAGAGUUUUAAUUGCAGGUGAUGGGGACAAGAAAGAACUUCUUGAGCACACCGUCGAGAAGCACAAGCUAAAGGAAAAAGUGAAAUUUCUUGGGGGGGUGCACCCGUCGAUUGUAAACAGUGUGCUAAACCAGUCAGACCUAUUCUUGAACACUUCACUCACAGACGCCUUCUGCAUCUCCAUAAUAGAAGCUGCUGCAUGCGGUCUGUACGUUGUGAGCACGGAUGUGGAUGGAAUAUCUGAAGUGCUUCCGAAGGACAUGGUGACUCUUGUCCCUCCUGUCUUUCACGGCAUCCUUCGGGGAAUAGAGUCUGCUCUCCCAAGGAUCCGCACGUACGACAAAGUAGUCUCCCAUAGAAGAGUGCACUCAAUGUAUAAAUGGUCUUUGGUUGCAUCAAAAACAGACCAAGUAUACAGAAGCAUUUUUCGCAGGAAAGAGACAGCAGCACUGCAGAGAGUGUGGGACAGCCUGCAAGAAAUGUAUUCUAGACAGUGCGCCAGAGUCUCUAUCAUUUUCAGUGGGCUUCUGUUGGUAAAUUAUGUGAUUAUUUUUACUUUGGUCUUCUUCUAUGAAAGUAGAAAAAGACACACGAAAGUUUAA